GAGACAGAGCUCUGGAAAGGCAGAUAGAGAGAGGGCAGAGGCAACGGCCCUCUUCAGGAGGGGGGGGCUUAUUAUAAUAAAUAUAUACACACAUGUGUAAACUGUUUGGCCGCAUGAUAGGUCAUAUGUGGAUAACAGUUAUUUUAGAAAAGCAUACAACCGCGGCUUUACAUUUAAAAUGCCUAUUUUACUUUUCCUGUUAGACACGUCCGCCUCUAUGAAUCAGCGCACUUAUUUGGGUACGACGUAUCUGGACGUUGCUAAAGGCGCGGUUGAGGUCUUUAUGAAGCUGCGUGCCCGAGACCCGGCUAGUAGAGGCGACAGGUACAUGCUAGUUACAUUCGAUGAUCCACCAUACGGAGUGAAGGCUGGCUGGAAGGAGAACCAUGCCACCUUCAUGUGCGAGCUGAAGAACCUGCAGGCAUCUGGACUCACCACACUGGGUCACGCUCUUCGCACAGCCUUUGACCUGCUUAACCUCAACCGCCUUGUCUCAGGCAUAGACAACUAUGGACAGGGCCGUAACCCUUUCUUCCUUGAGCCAUCUGUGAUCAUCACUAUCACUGACGGGAACAAGCUUACACACAGCUCUGGGGUGCCAGAUGAGCUGCACCUGCCUUUGAACUCUCCUUUGGCAGGCAGUGAACUGACCAAAGAGCCCUUCCGCUGGGACCAGCGUUUGUUUGCGCUGGUUCUUAGGCUGCCAGGAGCAGCCACACCAGACACCGAGCAGCUUGGUAGCGUCCCCACAGAUGAGUCUGCCAUCACUCAGAUGUGUGAAGUCACUGGAGGGCGGUCGUACUGUGUGCUGACACAGAGGAUGUUGAACCAGUGUCUGGAGUCUCUGGUCCAAAAGGUUCAAAGUGGUGUUGUUAUUAAUUUUGAGAAGACAGGGCCAGAUCCACCUCUUGUUGGGGAAGAUAACUCUGUGGAGACGAGUCGUCCUGUGUCAUCCUUCAGUCCCCAGCCGUGGCACAGUUGUCACAAGCUCAUCUAUGUGCGGCCAAACCCAAAAACAGGGGUUCCAGUCGGACAUUGGCCAAUACCUGAGUCUUUCUGGCCAGACCAGAAUUCCCCUACACUGCCUCCUCGCUCUGCUCACCCUGUGGUGCGCUUCUCUUGUGUGGACUGUGAGCCCAUGGUGAUAGACAAACUCCCCUUUGACAAGUACGAACUGGAGCCCUCUCCUCUCACUCAGUACGUUCUGGAAAGGAAGUCUCCACACAUGUGCUGGCAGGUGUUUGUCAACAGCAGUGGGAAGCAAAAUGACCUUGGCCAGCCGUUUGGCUACCUUAAAGCCAGCACCACUCUCACAUGUGUCAACCUCUUCGUCAUGCCUUACAACUACCCAGUUCUUCUCCCACUGCUUGAUGAUCUGUUUAAAGUGCACAAAUUAAAACCAAACUUGAAGUGGCGACAGGCAUUUGAGAUGUAUCUGAAGACCAUGCCUCCAUACUACCUCUUGCCCUUAAAAAAGGCUCUGAGGAUGAUGGGUGCACCUAACCUUAUUGCAGACAACAUGGACUGUGGCUUAAGUUACAGUGUCAUCUCCUACUUGAAGAAGCUCAGCCAGCAGGCAAAGAUGGAAUCAGACCGUCUAAUCGUGUCUGUGGGGAAGAAGGCGCCACAAGAGACUGGUAUAAAGGUAAAGAACCACUCCAGCUCGCUGUCUCUGGCCCACCGGCGAGACUUUAAACAGCUGCUGCAGGGAAUCACCGGGGAAGGGCCGCUUCGCCUGGUGGACAUCAACUUCAAAGAGUUCGCCGGUUUCCAGAUCGGCCUGCUCAACAAGGAUGUAAAGCCACAAGCUUAUCGAAACGCCUACGACAUCCCAAGAAGAAACCUGCUGGACCAACUCACACGUAUGCGCUCCAAUUUAUUGCGGACUUCACAAAAACUGAUCCGAGGGCAAGACGAAGACUAUCUGCACAGCAUCCCUGUAGCUCAGAUGGGGAACUAUCAGGAAUAUCUAAAAAUGAUGCCGUCACCUCUGAGAGAGAUUGACCCUGACCAACCUAAACGUCUGCACACCUUUGGGAAUCCGUUCAAACAGGAUAAGAAGGGGAUGAUGAUCGAUGAGGCAGAUGAAUUUGUAGCAGGCCCUCAAAACAAGAAAAGAGGAAAUUCCGGUGACUCCAUCUCUGGUGCAAGUGUGAAGAGAAGGCGGAGCAUGUCUCCUUUAUUAAGGCGGCCGCUGACUCCACCGGGGAACACGAACCACGUGAUGGUUGGAAAGAGUCCAGGAGGGAUUCAAGGGCAGCAGAACCUCCUCAAACCAAUUCCACAGCAUAAAGGAGUGGAAGGCAACAAUGCAUUGGUCCCUGAGAGUAAUGGAGACGGAGUUCUGGGGCAUGAGUCGGGGGAGAAUUGGCCCAGUGAGAUGGACACCGUGGUAGGGAACCUGACCUCGGAAAGUCUCGAGGAGAAAGCCGGACUGGGAGCAGCAGAUCCAGGAGAGGACAUCAACAUGAUGGAGGAAAGAUUAGUGGAAGAUCAUCUAGACGAGCAGCUGCUGGAGGAGAAAACCAACUGUGAAAGACUGAGUCCGCAGAGCCACUUAGAGACAGCAGACCCUGACCCGGGUGUCCUCGAGACCAUAUUCAUAGCCCCACUAGAUGGUAGCCAAGCAGAGCUGAGGACCCGGGUAAUUAAGGAGGUUCGAAAACCUGGUCGAAAUUAUGAGGCAAUACUCGGACUACUUCAACAGGUGAAAGGACCAGUUAAUGUGCACAAGUAUUUCAUCCUACAUGCUAUCAAAGAGGCUGCCAGGUUCAAGAAGCGCGUCCUGAUCCAGCAGUUGGAGAUGGCCCUCGCUGACCUGGAGGAGAAACACCCAAUAUCUCCACAGCUUCCCAACGACAACGGCAGCUAGUCCUCAAACUGACUCUACUCUUUGCUCCGGAAAUGAAUGAGGCUCCUAUUGAAGAACUUUGUAUUGACACAUCGCCACUCUGAAAGAAAUAAGACAUUGUUCUCAAACUGUGGGAUGGAAAAGGACAAAUGCACUGAAAGCAGAUGCUGAUACUGUCCCUGUGCUGUUACAUCACAUCCUGCUAAAAGCUGAGGCUAGAGCGUUUAAAGCGGAGGAGAGGAGGGGCCUUCAGGACAGAUCCACUGGGGAUGAGUAAAGAGACUUAAAAAUAUAAUCCUCUUCAUAUUGACAGAUGCCUUAAACAUCCAUAUGGCUUUUGUCUGUAUCUGCACUUUGGCUCGAUAGACACAAACACACUCCGACAGAGAGAUACACAAAAGGACAACAGAUGUGGCAAAGCAGGAGACAGACAGGAUUACUGCUGUUAUUUAUAUAUAUUUUUGAACACAGACCUUUCUUCAGCUGGUCUGAAAAGUGUUUGUUAGACUGCAGCCAUUUCUAGUAGACAAUAACCCAGCAGAUUCAUCUUACAACUGAAAGUAUCUGGUUCAUUUUAUUUGCAUUUGGAUCCACUGAUGUCUCAUGUUCGCAAGAUAAAUACUGUUAUCUAAUGUUAUAUCAGCUGAUACUGAUACGCAUCAGUAUUAAGGAAGAAUCCUCUAUCUGUGCAAAUGUAAUUUUCUGUCCUUGUAGUGAUGGGAGAUAUGAAAACUCUCAGGAAAUUUAACUGAAAAACACUUCGAACGCCGUGGAAAAGCUGUUUUUUCCCAGUCCAAUAUAGACCUGGUUUCCAUAGUAGGUACAAAUAGAAGUGGUCUCAUAUAACCACAAUUGGAAAAAAAAAAAAAAUAGGACCGAUGUCCCUCUAGUUCACCUUCAUGUUCUAUCAAAAAUCAAUGACAAUUUGAAUUUGUGAGGUUGUCAGGUUCUGUCUGUUAGAAUAAUGUGGUCUUGAUGCAGGAGAUCAAUCUCCCAAUAAAAGUGGGUGGUACUUUCACUGGGGAAAAAUCAACUAAUUAAAUGAAAGUCCAAAUAUGACUUCCUAUCAGUGCUCAGUAGUAUAUAUAUACUGAUAUCAGUAACUAUUUCCAUGUUAUAAACCAUCAAAAUAUGGCCCAGUAUAAGUUAAGGCAAAUUUUUUAAUAUUUCAAAAAUUUGUAAGAAAAAUCACAAAUUCUCAAAACUGAACAAACUUUGUAGACACUGAUGUUUGAAGAAAUCUAACAAAGAUAAUGCCGGACACCACACUUUCACAAUAGCUCAUGGUCUAUUGACCAGUGAGCUAAUGAUAACUACCUUGAUUCUACAACAUUUGUAAAAGUAGACAAAUGUCUCAUAAUACUUUGCAUUUAUUUAUUAUCUUUAUUUGACAUGGAGGCUCAUUUAAAUGUGUAUUAAUAGUGGCGCAUCAGUGAAUCCAUAAUGUGGAUGGGAUUUUUUGGGAACCAGUACUUGAAACAACACAUACAAACAGUGUCAUGUAACGCUCACACAAACACUCCAUUGAUUCCCUUAUUUUACAGCUUUACCCUAAAGGACUCCAUGCAUCUGUCCAGGCUCGGCCGAAGGUCACCUGUUGGUCAACUUUAACAGCUGGUUAUUUACCCUCUGCUGCAUUUUACAUUUGACAUGGACCCCAGCCCUCCUUCGUUUUUACGACAGAUGUACACUACUUUUACAUGUUCAGAAGGAAUAUAGAUUAUUUUUGUGAAUUUGUUUAUUUCAGAGUAUAAGAACUAUUUUGGAAGAAAAGUAUAAAGCCACUUUUGUAAACUGUUCAAUACACAUGUAAAGUGGAAAGUUUUAUGAACAUACUUUUUUCUAAUAAAAUAGAAAAUAAAACCACUACUGUGA
Messenger RNA from Sphaeramia orbicularis (orbiculate cardinalfish), 4726 nucleotides. It is a transcript of the gene ints6l, whose product is annotated as integrator complex subunit 6 like. The record is from RefSeq and is a predicted model, not a curated record. The transcript is spliced from 18 exons. Gene Ontology annotation, biological process: snRNA 3'-end processing. Lineage: Eukaryota; Metazoa; Chordata; Actinopteri; Kurtiformes; Apogonidae. Gene Ontology annotation, cellular component: integrator complex. Bases 179 to 2872 code for a protein of 897 amino acids.